CCCUUGCGCAGGCGGCGGCGCCGGCGGGCGCCUCACUGCUCUCCAAGAUGGCGGCGCCGUUGGCGGUAAAUUCGGCUGCUAGCUUGUGGGGUCCAUAUAAAGACAUAUGGCAGACAGUGAUGAAUGCCAUUUGGAAGAGGCAGCCCGAAGCCGUUCAUCGCCUUGAUCAAGUUCUAAAGAAGCACAAAUCCGACUUCAUUUCUCUCUUCAGAAAUCCGCCAAAGAAUGUUCAGCAGCAUGAGAAAAUUCAGAAAGCAAGUACAGAAGGGGUUGCUAUCCAGGGUCAGCAGGGAACCAGGCUUUUGCCAGAGCAACUCAUCAGAGAAGCCUUUAUCCUCAGUGACCUCUUUGAUAUUGGAGAGCUGGCAGCUGUUGAGCUCCUUCUAGCUGGAGAGCACCAGCAACCCCAUUUUCCUGGCCUUACAAGAGGUCUAGUGGCUGUUCUCUUGUACUGGGAUGGAAAAAGAUGUAUAGCCAAUUCCUUACGCACCCUAAUCCAGUCACGCCAAGGCAAGACAUGGACACUGGAACUCAGCCAAGAGUUGAUGGCCAUGACCACACGCUUUACAGAUGACCUCAUGGAGCAGGGUUUGACUCAGAAGAUCCUCACUCUUGUGUCCCAUAUUGAUUUGAACAAUGAAUUCGAUAAACUGCAGCGAGAGCGAGGGCUGGGCAGUGAGAAACAUCGCAAAGAGGUUGCGGACCUCAUCAAAGAGUGUCGGCAGUCGCUGGCUGAGAGCCUCUUUGUCUGGACCUGCCAGUCCCCGCUGAGCAAGGAUGACACUCUGAUCCUCAUAAGUUACCUGGAGAAAGUAACCGUGGAAGCUGAUGGCUCCUUGGAUGCAGUGAACUUGUCUCUUCUCAUGGCCCUCCUUUACUGCUUUGACGUCAGCUUUCUGGAACAAGGCACAGAGGAUCGUGAAGAUCUGAUCCUCCGACUCCCUCUGCUAGCAGACAGGCAGUAUAUAGCAACAAUACACACUCGCCUUCAGGAAUCUCAAGCAUGGAAACUGCCAGGGCUGCAGGCGACUGUGAGAUUAGCCUGGGCACUGGCAUUACGAGGAAUCUCCCAAUUAUCUGACGUGACGGUUCUUGCAGAGUUCACCGAGGCAGACGAGGCCAUGGCAGAGCUCGCCAUUGCUGAUAAUGUCUUUCUGUUCCUGACCGAAUCUGUGGUGGGCUCAGAAAAUUUCUACCAGGAGGAAUUUUACAUUCGCAAAAUCCAUAAUCUUGUCACAGACUUCCUUGCGCUUAUGCCAAUGAAAGUGAAGCAGCUGCGCAAUCGUGCUGACGAGGACGCCCGCAUGAUCCACAUGAGCAUCCAGAUGGGCAACGAGCCGCCGCUCUCCCUGCGGAGAGAUCUGGAACAUUUAAUGCUCCUGAUUGCUGAAUUGUAUAAGAAAGACCCCUUUAAUCUGGAACUUGCUCUGGAAUACUGGUGUCCAUCGGAGCCUUUGCAGACAUCUACCAUCAUGGGAUCCUAUCUGGGAGUGGCUCAUCAGCGACCUCCUCAGCGCCAGGUUGUCCUGUCAAAGUUUGUUAGGCAAAUGGGAGACCUCCUUCCCUCCACGAUUUACAUCCCAUACUUGAAAAUGCUGCGGGGACUGGCCAGUGGGCCSCAGUGUGCUCACUACUGCUUCAGCUUGCUCAAAGUCAAUGGCAGCAGUCAUGUGGAAAAUAUCCAGGGAGCAGGUGGCAGCCCUGUCUCCUGGGAGCAUUUCUUUCACUCUUUGAUGCUCUAUCAUGAGCACUUAAGGAAGGACUUGCCAAGUGCAGACAGUGUCCAGUAUCGUCACCUGCCUCUCCGAGGAAUUACCCAGAAAGAGCAGGAUGGAUUAAUUGCCUUUUUACAGCUCACCACUGUUAUAAUCAAUUGGAGUGAGAACGCUCGCUUGGCGCUCUGUGAGCACCCUCAGUGGACCCCUGUGGUGGUCAUUUUGGGGCUUCUGCAGUGCACCAUCCAUCCUGUUUUGAAAGCAGAAUUGCUGGAAACCCUUACUGCUUUUGGAAAAUCUCGUGAGCUGGCUUCUUCGCUCUGGCAGUCCUUGGAAUACACACAGCUGUUGCAGACGGUGAGAACUCCGGGCCAGAGACAAGCAAUUGGGGUUGAGGUUGAAUUGAAUGAGAUUGAGUCUCGAUGUGAGGAAUAUCCUUUAACCCGGGCCUUCUGUCGGCUCGUCAGCACGCUGGUGGAGAGCUCCUUCCCCUCCAACCUGGGAGCAGGUCUCCGCCCGCCAGGCUUUGAUCCCUAUCUCCAGUUCCUCAGGGACUCCGUGUUUCUUCGAUUCCGCACCAGAGCCUACCGGAGAGCUGCUGAAAAAUGGGAAGUAGCUGAAGCAGUUCUGGAAGUAUUUUAUAAAUUGUUGCGAGAUUAUGUACCUCAGCUUGAAGACUUUGUGGACCAAUACGUGGAGUUACAAGGAGAAGAAGUAAUAGCAUAUAAGCCACCUGGAUUCAACUUGAUGUAUCAUCUGCUGAAYGAAUCACCAAUGCUGGAACUGAUCCUUAGUUUGCUAGAAGAGGGGGUGAAGCAGCUUGAUACUUAUGCUCCAUUUCCUGGGAAGAAGCAUCUGGAGAAGGCUGUGGAGUAUUGCCUUGCCCUUCUCAACUUGGCCUUGCAGCAGGAGACUGCUUUCAUGGAUCUCUUGAGGGAGAGCCACCUUUCCCUUAUUGUCACGCCACUAGAGCAGCUGCUUCAAGGAAUCAAUCCUCGCACUAAGAAGGCAGAUCACGUGGUGAAUAUUGCCAGGUACCUUUAUCAUGGAAACAGCAAUCCUGAACUGGCUUUUGAAAGUUCCAAGAUUCUGUGCUUUAUUUCUGCAAAUUCCAACAUCCAGAUAAAGUUAGUUGGUGAUUUCACACAUGAUGAGAGUGUAAGUCAGAAGCUGAUGGCUGGAUUUGUGGAAUGUUUGGACAAUGAAGAUGCAGAAGAAUUAAUUAAUCCAGAGGAGGAGCUGGAGCCUGAAAAGAGGCGGGCACAAAUCCAUCAUGAAACCAGGAUCAAUAUUCUGAACCUGCUGAUCACCUCCCUCGAGUGUAGUCCUCCCAGCCUUGCUCUGUAUCUCUUAGGAUAUGAGCUGAAGAAACCUGUCAGCACCACAAAUCUGCAAGACCCAGGUGUCCUGGGUUGUCCACGGACGUGUCUUCAUGCUAUUUUGAACAUACUGGAGAAGGGUACUGAAACAAGGAAUGGUCCCACAGCAGUCCGGGAAUCUCCUCAUCUUGCAGAGCUGUGUUAUCAGGUGAUUUAUCAGUUGUGCGCUUGCUCUGACACGUCUGGUCCAACUAUGAGGUAUCUGAGGACAAGCCAGGAUUUCCUAUUCACUCAGUUGCAGUACUUGCCUUUUUCUAUCAAAGAACACGAGAUGUCGGCCUUGAACCAGAUGUCGUGGCUGAUGAAGACGGCGGCCAUCGAGAUGCGGGUGACGUCGCUGAACCGGCAGCGCUCGCACACGCAGCGGCUGCUCCACCUGCUGCUCGACGACUUGCCCGUGAAGCCGCUCCCGGCUGAUGGUGAAGGAGGGAUGGAGGAUGAAAGUCGGUCAGUCAGCGGGUUUCUSCACUUUGACACUGCCUCCAAAGUACGCAGGAAGAUCUUAAGUAUCCUGGAUUCAAUCGACUUCGGUCAGGACAUACCAGAGCCUUUGCAACUGGAUUUCUUUGACAGAGUUCAAGUYGAGCAAGUCAUGGCUAAGUGUGAGCAGAAGAAUGCACGGGGGCAAGUGACCUGCAGCACUAAGCAUCUUCACAGAGUUUUGAUUGCAGAAGUCAACUCCCUUCAAGGAAUGGCAGCAAUAGGCCAGAGGCCCUUACUUAUGGAGGAGAUCAACACUAUCCUGCAGUACGUGCUGGAGCGGAACAAGCUGCUGCAGUGCCUCCAUGCCAAGAGGCACGCGCUGGAGUCAUGGAGGCAGCUCGUGGAAAUUAUACUCACUGCCUGCCCCCAGGAUCUCAUUCAAGCUGAGGACAGGCAGCUCAUCAUUCGUGAUCUCUUGCAAGAUGUGCAUGACAAGAUCUUGGAUGAUGAUGCAGCCCAGGAGCUGAUGCCGGUGGUGGCGGGCGCUGUGUUCACGCUGAGCGCCCACCUGAGCCAGUCAGUGAGGACGGAGCAGAAGCAGCCGCUUGUGGUCCCUGUGCCAGGGCAGUCCCAGUACGUCCUGAUGCUCGAUGGCUCUUUCACCUCAUCCCCCGGCUCCGAGGGCAUUUCCAUGGGCUUYGCUUCCAUCGGGGACUCCUCCCUCCACAUCAUCUUGAAGAAGCUGCUGGACUUCAUUAUGAAAACAGGUGGUGGCUUCCAGAGAGUGAGGACGCACCUUUAUGGAUCACUGCUUUACUAUUUACAGAUUGCCCAGAGACCAGAUGAACCAGACACUUUAGAAGCAGCUAAGAAAACAAUGUGGGAACGUCUGACAGCUCCUGAAGAUGCCUUCAGUAAAUUGCAGCGUGAAAACAUGGCAAUUAUUGAGAGCUACGGGGCAGCCCUCAUGGAGGUGGUGUGUCGGGAUGCCUGUGAUGGUCAUGAGAUUGGCCGGAUGCUGGCGCUGGCGUUGCUCGACCGCAUCGUGUCGGUGGACAAGCAGCAGCAGUGGCUCUUGUACCUGUCCAACAGCGGCUACCUCAAGGUGCUCGUGGACAGCCUCGCAGACGACGACGUGACGCUUCAGAGCCUGCUUUCACCGCAGCCCCCUCUGCUUAAGGCCCUCUAUACCUACGAGUCCAAAAUGGCCUUCCUCACCAGAGUGGCCAAGAGCCAGCAAGGGGCCUUGGAGCUCCUGCGCUCCGGCGUGAUCGUGCGGCUGGCCCAGUGCCAGGUCUAUGACAUGCGGCCAGAAACGGACCCGCAAGGGAUGUUUGGCAUGAGGGAGCCUCCCCUCUUCAUUCCCGCUCCGGUGGAGCGCUAUCGGCAGAUUCUUCUCCCAGCUCUCCAGCUGUGCCAGGUGAUCCUCACGUCCAGCAUGGCACAACACCUGCAAGCAGCAGGACAGGUGUUGCAGUUUCUAAUUUCCCAUUCAGAUACUAUCCAGGCAAUCCUUAGGUGUCAAGAUGUUAGUGCUGGGUCUCUCCAGGAACUGGCCUCCCUAACAGGAAUAAUCAGCAAGGCAGCUUUGCCUGGAGUGCUAGGUGAGCUGGACAUUGAUGUUAACGAAGGGACACAGAUGGAGCUUCAAGGACAUAUAGGCCGAUUUCAGCGCCAGUGUUUAGGACUCCUGAGCCGCUUUGGAGGUUCAGAUAAACUGCGUCAGUUUAAACUGCAAGAAGAUAACGCCGAGGSAGACAGAAUGAACAAGAGGGAUGAGAUUGAGCUGGCCAUGCAGCAGAUCUGUGCCAAUGUGAUGGAAUACUGCGAGUCGCUUAUGCUGCAGAGUGCCCCCACGUUUCAGCACACUGUUUGCCUGUUUACACCCAGCCUGUCAGAGUCCACCAACAGAGAUGGGUCUCGUCAAGACACWCAGGCGCCCGUGGUGCCGUACUGGCGCCUGCCCGGGCUGGGCAUCAUCGUCUACCUGCUGAAGCAGAGCACUAGCGACUUCUUCACUUACUACGACAGCCAUCGCCAGAGCGUCAACAAGCUGCAAAACGUGGAGCAGCUCCCGCCAGAUGAAAUAAAAGAGCUGUGUCAGUCAGUUAUGCCAGCUGGCGUGGACAAAAUCUCCACUGCCCAGAAAUACAUCUUGGCAAGACGGCGCCUCGUGAAGCUCAUAAACAACCGGGCCAAGCUGCUCUCUCUCUGUUCCUAUAUCAUAGAAACGUGUCUCUUCAUUCUGUGGCGUCACCUGGAGCACUAUCUGCUGCACUGCACGCCCACGGAUUCCCAGGACUCGCUGCUGUCCUCUAGGACAUCAUUUAAGAAAGGAAGGCUGCAAGAGCCGAACUUGGAUUUCAGCAGUGGUCUGAAUCGAGUGAGCCAGCAUGACAUAGAUCAGCUUCAGAUUGAAGCCGCCAACAGUUUUGGUGAAUCUCUGCAGAAGAAGCUCCUGGACAUAGAAGGGCUGUAUUCUAAGGUUCGCUCACGCUACACCUUUAUUCAAGCUCUCGUUAGACGUAUCCGUGGUCUCCUAAGGAUAUCAAGGACCUAAAUGACUCUUAGACUUGUUGCUUGCCCCUUGAAACAAUGCACAUGGGGAAGGCUUUCCAGAUCAUUGGAUUUUCUAGAAAAUACGUUUUCUAAAUAAUGUGCAAAAAUAUUUUGUUACUUUUUUUUUCUUACUUCCAAUCGAUCAGUUUUGUGUAUUCUU
Nothoprocta perdicaria is the source of this 6236-nucleotide messenger RNA. RefSeq names its product nucleoporin 205 (gene NUP205). The coding region runs from base 48 to 6077 and encodes 2009 amino acids. Gene Ontology annotation, cellular component: nuclear pore inner ring; nuclear pore. Lineage: Eukaryota; Metazoa; Chordata; Aves; Tinamiformes; Tinamidae. The transcript has 43 exons. Gene Ontology annotation, molecular function: structural constituent of nuclear pore. The record is from RefSeq and is a predicted model, not a curated record. Gene Ontology annotation, biological process: nuclear pore organization.